UGUUUCUUUGGGCCAAUCAGAGAGGAGCAUCUCCUCACUGCGGGCCAAUAGAUUGCGGGUCCCGGGCCCGCGACGGUUAAACGGGGCUGGACGCUGAGCGGCCAGGCAGCAGGCUCGCAGGAGGGUCUGGGUCGGUGAAUGCAGCUCCGGGCUGCAGCGCGACCUGCGGGAAUCCCGCGGCGGGCCUGGCCAUGCCGACUCGGGCGGAGGACUAUGAGGUGCUGUACACCAUUGGCACGGGCUCCUACGGCCGCUGCCAGAAGAUCCGGAGGAAGAGCGACGGCAAGUUAUUAGUUUGGAAAGAGCUUGACUAUGGCUCCAUGACAGAAGCCGAGAAACAAAUGCUCGUUUCUGAAGUGAAUUUGCUUCGUGAACUGAAACAUCCAAACAUCGUCCGUUACUAUGACCGAAUUAUUGACCGAACCAACACAACACUGUACAUUGUAAUGGAAUACUGCGAAGGAGGGGACCUGGCUAGUGUAAUUACAAAGGGAACCAAGGACAGACAGUACUUAGAUGAAGAGUUUGUUCUUCGAGUGAUGACCCAGUUGACCCUGGCCCUGAAGGAAUGUCACAGACGAAGCGAUGGUGGUCAUACUGUGCUGCAUCGGGAUCUGAAACCAGCCAAUGUUUUCCUGGAUGGCAAGCAAAAUGUUAAGCUUGGUGACUUUGGGUUAGCCAGAAUUUUAAACCAUGAUACGAGUUUUGCAAAAACAUUUGUUGGCACGCCUUAUUACAUGUCUCCUGAACAAAUGAGUCGCAUGUCCUACAAUGAGAAAUCAGAUAUCUGGUCACUAGGUUGUUUGCUCUAUGAACUGUGUGCAUUAAUGCCUCCAUUCACAGCUUUCAACCAGAAAGAACUAGCUGGAAAGAUCAGAGAAGGCAAAUUCAGGCGAAUUCCUUAUCGUUACUCUGAUGAAUUGAAUGACAUUAUUACGAGGAUGUUAAAUUUAAAGGAUUACUACCGCCCUUCUGUUGAAGAAAUCCUGGAGAAUCCUUUAAUAGCAGACUUGGUUGCGGAAGAGCAGAGGAGAAAUCCGGAGAGAAAGGGGCGACGAUUAGAAGAACCAGAGAAGCCGCAGGAGUCCAGCCCCGUGCUGAGCGAGCUGAAGCUAAAGGAAAUACAGUUACAGGAGCGAGAGUGGGCCCUCAAAGCAAGGGAAGAAAGGCUGGAGUACAAGGAGCGUGAGCUUUGUGUUCGUGAGCGGCUGGCGGAGGACAAGCUGGCGAGAGCGGAGACUCUGAUGAGGAACCACAGCCUGCUGAAGCAGCACCCGGCCCUGCCUCCGGCGUGCGGCCCAGAACAUUUUGAUCUUCCAUCCUCGGUAAUUAAGAAGAAAGUUCAUUUUGGUGGGGAAAGUAAAGAAAACGUCCCGAGUGAGAAUUCUGAGGGUCAGCUCACCUCCAAAUCCAUGUGCAAAGACCUGAAAAAGAGGCUUCACGCUGCGCAGCUGCGGGCCCAAGCCCUGUCAGACAUGGAAAAAAAUUACCAGCUGAAAAGCAGACAGAUUCUGGGCAUGCGCUAGCCUCGCAGAGACGUAGGACUGGGUGUAGUUUUUAGUUCUGCCAGCCCUUUAAAGAUCCGUGUUCCGCUGCUGUGGCUUGAUAUGCUGGCUUCCAUGAGCCAUGCCUUUUGUAUAGCAAGAGUGAUAUUUUGCAAUUGCUUUUGUUGUUCUUCAGCAACAAUUGUGCAUGUGUCCACACCCUUCAUUUUUCUUUCUUUUUUAAAGAACACUUUAUAGGAUGACACUUUCUUGGUGGUUUGGGCUUUUAAUUCUGUGUGUGAUUACUACUGGAACAUUAAGUGUUACACUCUAAAUACUGGAGAAAAAUAAUUUUACGAAAAAAAUAUUCACCCAGGAGUAGCAUUGACUGAGAAGUUUUAAAUGAGUGGUGUGCUUAACAAUGGCCAGAUCUAGAUUUCAAGUUUAAGUCUGAGGUUUUUAAUGUUCUUGAGCUUAGAAAAUGUAGCGGGAUGCAGACAGGUCUUGAAUACCUUGACCUCUUGCUUAGAAAUCUCCUACUGCUCUAGGGCAAAUCUCCUCUUUGGUGGAAAUCCAUCAUUGUGAUGUGUAUAUUCUUUUUUCCCUUUUUACUGUAUUUAACUGUAUAUAAGCUGGCUGUCGUUUACUAUCUCUUUCUCGCGAAAUAAAGGAAUGCUUUAGUU
Messenger RNA from Manis javanica (Malayan pangolin), 2167 nucleotides. It is a transcript of the gene NEK2, whose product is annotated as NIMA related kinase 2. Lineage: Eukaryota; Metazoa; Chordata; Mammalia; Pholidota; Manidae. The record is from RefSeq and is a predicted model, not a curated record. Gene Ontology annotation, molecular function: protein kinase activity; ATP binding. Gene Ontology annotation, biological process: protein phosphorylation.